UUGUUAAAAUCUUAUUACGUUUAAAAUUUCAUUGUAAAGCAAAUCACAAUAUUUAUGUUGCAUAAAAGAAAAUGUUACAGUUUAUGUGCCUAGUACCUACAAGUAUUAUUACAUUUUAUUACAACGAAUUAUUAUCAAAUACCACACACUGAAUAUGUGUUACACUUAGGUACCUACACCGUACACAUUGUAUAAACAAUCAAAUUAAUUUGUAUUUAAGUUUUAGUUCUAACUGUUCCGCUACUCGAUCACACUUGUUGAGCUGUAUACAGGAUACAGAACAUACAUUCACUGUUAAUUUACCAUUUGAUUUACAAACUCGUGAUGACGUGUUUAAUCCUUAUAAACUAUUACACCGACUAUAUAGACUACGAGUAUAAUAAUAAUUAUAAAUGUAUUUUUUCACUAGAUAUUUCCGCUUUAGAUAGCACAGAUCCAUAACAGGUGUUAAUUAUAGGUACCUAUAUCAUUCUUAUACGAGUGAAAUCUUCUUCGACUAAGAAGGGAUUCGUGUACAUAUACAACAGGUAGACCACAUAAAUAGCUAGUACCUACGAGCAGUUUGCAAUAACAGUCAUUGCCAUUCAGUGUUUCACGAACAAAAAUAAUAAAUAAAAAUAGUGCAACGCUGACUCCAAGAAAUCACAAUGGCUAUUAAUCUUUACAUCAUGUUUGCCGUGGCCAUGACUUUAUCAAGUCUCGCAGCGUCAUUUCCGUCUUUAAACGAUUUCGACGAACACGACGAACACCAACAUCAUUCUCAAGUGCCAAAUUCUUAUCACUUCAAUUACGCCGUUCACGACCCGGUGACCGGUGACGAGAAAAGCCACAACGAAGUUAGUGACGGACAUGGCACGGUCAAGGGGACGUACAGUCUAGUCGAACCAGACGGUUCCAUUCGUGUGGUGGAGUACACGGCUGAUGACGUCCACGGCUUCAGAGCCGAAGUCAAGAAAAUCCAACCGCAGCAUAAACCCUCGUCUACACAACACACAUUUGACUUGGCCGAGCAUAAGGUGCCAUAUUUCCUAAACCCGACGAAUGAUUUAGAAGAACACUACGAUCAUGAAAUGAUUUCGUCAAACUGAGAAUAUUAUUUUGUUUCAAUAUUAUUAUGAUGACAUGUCAUAAUAGUAUGCAGCAAGUCUGGUUUUAGAGACUUGCAUCAUUGUUUUGUAUUUUGUAAUUAUGUUGUUUUAUGAAUAUAUAUUAUUUUUACCAUUUUAA
Molecule: messenger RNA, 1227 nt
Organism: Acyrthosiphon pisum (pea aphid)
Lineage: Eukaryota; Metazoa; Arthropoda; Insecta; Hemiptera; Aphididae
Product: cuticle protein 19.8-like
Exons: 2
Coding region: 648-1088 (146 amino acids)
Cellular component (GO): extracellular matrix
Source: RefSeq, a predicted model, not a curated record